Molecule: messenger RNA, 1873 nt
Organism: Ipomoea triloba (trilobed morning glory)
Lineage: Eukaryota; Viridiplantae; Streptophyta; Magnoliopsida; Solanales; Convolvulaceae
Product: serine/threonine-protein kinase SRK2A
Exons: 9
Coding region: 554-1597 (347 amino acids)
Biological process (GO): intracellular signal transduction; protein phosphorylation
Molecular function (GO): protein serine/threonine kinase activity; ATP binding
Source: RefSeq, a predicted model, not a curated record
AACAUAAUCUAUCCACCUCUCUCCUACAGUUCAAACGCACUACCCUCCCUCAUGCAUACGGCACAGCCAACCCCCGUCUUCACGCUCACUACAGCUUUCAAAAUUCCUUGCUUCACUCCAAAUCUCUGCAUAUUCUCACACUUUUGCCCCGUUUCGCACUAGUAUCCUUCCAAAGAUCACACCUUUUUCGCCAUAUCCCAAUCCCAGAAAACCCUAGCUUCCUAGCGCUGCGAAAUCCCAAUCUGCUCUUUGCCAGCUUCCAGCAAAUCUGCUGGUUCUUGCUGUGAUUCUGCUCGGGAUUCUUGAAUUUAUCCAUAAUUCCCGUAUAUAUUGAGUUUGUGGGUGGGGGUUGCUUUAAAAAAGAAAUAUUUUUCAAGCUUUAGCUCUUCUCAGUGUGUGGGUUGGUGGGUUUUGUAGAGAUUUCGAUUUCGAUUGGAGUUGUUGUGGUUGGGCAUGCAUGAAUUGAAGUUCAAUUCCGAGUGUUUACCGGGCUUAGGUUAAGAUUUUGUUGUGUAGAGAAGAUAAAAAGGAGCAGAAAAAAACUGAAAAAGAAAUGGAGAAAUACGAGCUUGUUAAGGAUAUAGGUUCCGGGAAUUUCGGCGUGGCGAGGCUCAUGAGGAACAAGGAGACUAAGGAGCUUGUGGCCAUGAAGUACAUAGAAAGAGGCUUUAAGAUUGAUGAGAAUGUGGCCAGGGAAAUCAUAAACCAUAGAUCACUGCGACACCCAAACAUAAUUCGGUUCAAGGAGGUCGUAUUGACUCCUACUCAUCUUGCCAUUGUCAUGGAAUAUGCAGCAGGUGGAGAGCUCUUUGAACGAAUCUGCAAUGCGGGAAGGUUCAGUGAAGACGAGGCUAGGUACUUCUUCCAGCAGCUUAUUUCAGGAGUCAGCUACUGUCACUCUUUGCAAAUAUGUCAUCGGGACCUAAAGCUGGAGAAUACCCUACUGGAUGGGAGUGCAGCACCACGUCUUAAGAUUUGUGAUUUUGGCUACUCUAAGUCAUCUCUGCUGCAUUCGAGACCAAAAUCUACUGUUGGUACUCCAGCUUAUAUUGCCCCCGAGGUCCUAUCUCGCAGAGAGUAUGAUGGCAAGCUUGCAGAUGUGUGGUCUUGUGGAGUAACACUCUAUGUGAUGCUGGUUGGUGCCUACCCUUUCGAAGACCAGGAAGAUCCCAAGAACUUCAGGAAAACUAUUCAACGUAUAAUGAGUGUGCAGUACAAGAUUCCUGACUACGUCCAUAUAUCACAAGAUUGUAGGCACCUUCUCUCCCGAAUAUUUGUUGCAAAUCCAUCAAGGAGGAUUACGAUUAAAGACAUCAAGACUCACCCCUGGUUCUUGAAGAAUUUGCCAAGGGAAUUAACGGAAGUGGCACAAGCGGCCUAUUACAGGAGAGAAAACCCGACAUCUUCCCUUCAAAGCGCGGAGGACAUAAUGAAGAUUGUGGAAGAAGCCAAGGCCCCUCCUCCGGCUUCUCGUUCCAUUGGGGGGUUCGGGUGGGGAGGUGAAGAGGAUGAGGAGAAGGAAGAGGAGGCAGAAGAGGAUGAAUAUGACAGGCAAGUGAAGCAGGCACACGAAAGUGGAGAAGUGCGCGUGUCCUGAGGAGGAGAACGAGAAGAGCACCGAAUCUCGGUGCUCUUGUUAGAGUGUUGAUAUUUGAAUGGUUGUGUACACUUUGGUUGAUUUGAAGGCGCAGAGUUUAAUAAGAUUGUAAAUUUCUAUUUUUGCGUCAAAGAAAGAGAGGCUUGUGAAGCCCCCAUCUCUGGGGUUGAUAGAGUUAGGAGUAUGAACUCAACUGGUUAUGACUUUUAAUCUGUUGUGGUGUGUAAAUUGAAUUAUAUAUAAGUUUUAUUAGUCGUUGCUUUGGACUUUACUCUA